AUGGUUCUCGCCAUCGGCUACUCUCCCAGUCUUGUCUACGUCCUUUCUCAUGCCAAAGGCAUCAUUGGAGCGAUACUAUCCAUGACGGUAGACAGUAAGUGGUUUCAAUUUGAGUAUCUGUCGGUGGGAAAACAUGCUGGCCACCAGCCAUUACCCAUCAGCGCUUUCGGAAGGCUGAUAGCUUCGGACAAAGAUAAAGCUGCACUAUCGUUAGUGUACCUUGCAUGCGUCACAUCAGUCUGUUCUUGCACUUUCCCGAAUAAGGCCACAUUAAUAGACUCGUGUUCGCAGGAACGACAAGGCGGCAUUUGCGUCGUAUUUGGUAACGUUCUGAAUGCUCACGAUCAGAUGAUGCACCCAGUGUCUGGAGGCAUCAUUGAUAUUCAGACAUCACCACAAUCAAGAGUAUUGUCAGUUAUUGAGGAAGCGUUCACACUCGAAACCAUUCCCUCAACUAGCAAAGGGCCUGACGCGUCUGAAACGCGGCGCCCAGAUUUGGCGGCAGUGACAAUGGCCGUAGCGUCUUUGGAACGUUACACGCUGGUAAUGGAUGCGGCUGAACUCCAACGCGGCGAGGCGCUUCAUAAGGCCAGCACUUUUCUCAGUACGCCUAAGCUCAGCAAUGCAAUCGCUCAUGAGCCUUGA
Molecule: messenger RNA, 645 nt
Organism: Colletotrichum lupini
Lineage: Eukaryota; Fungi; Ascomycota; Sordariomycetes; Glomerellales; Glomerellaceae
Exons: 7
Coding region: 1-645 (214 amino acids)
Source: RefSeq, a predicted model, not a curated record